AUGGGUUCAGGAAUGGGAUGUGACAAUGACUAUGAGCAUGGCGAGUCGUUGACAGCAAUAUCCCUGCAGGACACUGCAUCUCAGAUCAGCCUCGAGUGGGCACGACCUUCCAACCAUGGACUGACAAGGAUCAGUCCUAAUCCAAACCAGAGAUCCAAUGUGUUGGAUCUUGUAUUCUUAGCUCCAUCUGAGAUCUUAAUCUUGAUGCCCAGAUUGGAGCACGAUCUCCAGGGUCCAUCAGAUCAUAUCCUGAUCUGCAUGGAUCUUGAUGUAGGUCCCGAACCACCCGGAUCUGGGCGACAGACAAUUAAACCUGGAAGUGAGGCUGAGAAGUCUUUCAUUUCGGACAUUCUCUGGGAUCUUGCAGCUAUUCCUGUUGCAGCCCCGGCAACCAAGGAAGGUGUUGAAGCUUUAGCCAAUGCUAUCAUGACAGCAUUCUCGGAUGCAUGGCUUGCCCACUCGACCAAGUCCAAACCUACCAAGCGCUCCAAGUCCUGGUGGACGGACAAGUGCUCAGAAACAUUUGGAGUAUAUCAGCUAAGCCGCUCGCUAGCUGAUUACAACAAAUUUAAGAAGGUGUGUAAGGACGCCAAACGUGACUUCUUCAAUGAAUGCAUCGCAGAAAUUGCCACUUCUCGCAAGCGCCCGUGGGACCUAAUGGAAUUGGUCAAACAGCGCAAGCUACUGCCCUGUGAGGCUAUUCACAAUGGCAACCAGCCCUGCCACGAUAUGGACGACCUCUGGGAUGCCCUCCACAGCACACACAACUCGGCCUCUGGUCGCGAGUAUGAUGCUUCAGUCUUAGACGAGCUUCCUGAUGAGCCAGUCCGUGAAUGGGCUGACUUUUCAGAGCAUGAGUUGUUGAGUGCCCUUAAGGAGUGCUCCAACUCCUCUGCGCCAGGACCAGACCAUGUUACAUGGGUCCACCUGAAGGAGUUGCUCAAGGAUAAACACGUCCUUGUGCUCUUCAUCAUGCUGGCCAAUGCUUGCCUUCAGGUGGGUCAUUGGCUGCGUAUAUUCAAGGAGUCGCUGUCGGUUAUCGUUCCGAAGCUGAACAAGCCCUCCUAUGCUGUGCCAAAGGCUUUCAGGCCAAUCGUACUCCUCAUCACUUUUGGUAAACUUAUUGAAAAGAUGAUUGCCAAUAGGAUACAGUUUGAUGCUGUCAAGCAUGAUAUCUUCCAUCCUAACCAACUUGGCGGCAUUCGCCAAAGGUCAACUGAGGAUGCUGGAUUGAUUCUGACCCAUCUCUUCUUCCCUUCCAUCAACCAUGAAAUGUUCAUGGCUGUUCUUCGCAAGCAAGGAUUCUCACCGAUCUUGGUGGAGUUCUUUGCCUCGUAUCUAGUUGGUCGGUCCAUGGUUUACUGUUGGAACACCUUCCAGUUCGACUCACGGUCUGCAGACAUGGGUGUUGGGCAGGGCUCUGCCCUCUCACCCGUUAUCUCAGGGCUUUUCAUUGCUCCGGUGAUGAAGCUCUUCUACAUCAAGGCAGCACCGCUCAACAUGACGCUACUCUCCUUUGUGGAUGAUGGGACCAUUUUGGCCCAAUCCAGACAACUCGAUGAUAAUAAUGUGGGCCUGCGUAAGGCCUACAAAAUUAUCUACCUUCUCUUUGUUGCUUUCACACUUGUUCUUGAACAUGACAAGACUGAGUUGUUCCACUUUUUGCGUUGGCGCGACGCCUACAAUCCCUUGCUGGAUCUGGGGUACGCCCCGCAUACCGGCGCUACACCUUUGAAGCCCAAGACCUAUUGGAGAGGUCUCUUGCCUAAACAGUGGCACCUCCUCUAUAGAUCCGCCCGUAAUAAGGGCACAAUGAACCAGCUAAAAUGGAUGCAGCGAAAAGCUGCUCUAUGGAUCACGGGUGCCUUCUGCACCUCCCCUACAGGCGGUCUUGAGGCCUUGGCAGGUCUCAUCCCCAUCCACCUUAUGCUGAAGAAGUUGGCAACGCGCACAGUGUAUUGCGUCGCCACACUCUCAGACACCCAUCCUCUUCGCUCCAUGAUGGGCGAGGGACUCCUUAAACGGGCAGAACCACACACCCACUCAGCUGCCUUGAUGACCCCAGCUAUGCGAGGGAAGGUCAAGAGCACUGUCAUGGAGGUGGACAAGCACAUCCACACCUUAACUGAGAGCUUCGAGCCCUUUGCGCCCGAAGCUCACCCAGGUGAUCAGUUACUGGACCGCUAUGCGGACCGUCUCCACUUUGAUGAGCCAAGGGCCGAUCCUUUAACAGUACUGGCUGCAACUGAUGGCUCUGUCCCUCAGUCCAACCAGUAUCAGGCGACUUCAGUUGCCAUCAUCUACAAGGGACAUCACAAGCUCGAAAGGACUUGCUAUGUCUCUGGCAGAGUUACCGCCCUGGAUGCGGAACUCAAUGCCAUCUCAUCGGUGCUCGAUGGCAGCCUGCUCGCUAUCUACAAACACGUAUGCUACACAGCCUGGUUACUAAGUUAA
This is a messenger RNA of Cyclocybe aegerita, 2454 nucleotides long. The record is from the annotation of a GenBank genome assembly. Lineage: Eukaryota; Fungi; Basidiomycota; Agaricomycetes; Agaricales; Hemipholiotaceae.